This is a messenger RNA of Ustilago hordei, 2250 nucleotides long. RefSeq lists its product as uncharacterized. The transcript has a single exon. The record is from RefSeq and is a predicted model, not a curated record. Bases 1 to 2250 code for a protein of 749 amino acids. NCBI's taxonomy places the organism in Eukaryota, Fungi, Basidiomycota, Ustilaginomycetes, Ustilaginales, Ustilaginaceae.
AUGCGUUUUGCACGUCCAAGCACGUUUCUACUCCUGUCAUUCGUCGUCUCUGUUGUUUCUAGUUGGCAAGUCAUCUCUUGCGCUCCAGGCGCAACAUGCCGUGCCAUUCAACAACCGCAGCUCAUUAGACGACAAGAACUACAAGCAGCAACGAGCUGGGCCAAAGCAGAGGUCCCUGACAGGUUCAAGAACUGGAAGAUCUUUCAAGAUGGCAGCCGUGUUCGCGAAGGGAUUCGCAAAGGAUACGUUGGUGUCCUUAGGCAAGUCGACAAGAUGCGCCAACCGUAUCCCGAGUGGAAGUACAUCAAGAAGAAGUGGAUCUACGAACCUGAUCUCCGCAAGCAAUACGUCUUGCCGCGUGUAUUGCGAGUACCAGCCAUCUUGCAAGAGACUCCUGUCCCAAAUCUCAAGCAAUUCGUCUCCGCUGUCAAAAGUUCUGAGCCCGAUUCAGGCCUUAAAGCAUUAGCGCGCGCUCAUGUACCCGGACUCUCCCAAGAGUUGGGCAAAGACGGCACAAAGACACCUGUCAAGGUCAAGACCGAUGCAUCACCUUCCAAGGAGGAGAAUUCACGUAGAGCAAUUCGUGAGCGCAGGCGCUCAAGUUAUACUCGCAAGAAAAGCUUCAACGAUUUCAAGGCAAGCCAGCCCAAUCGCCGCCCGCCUCCACCGAGAACCCCGGUCCCUGAAAUUGAGUCGGACCAAGGAAUGCCAAGUGGACAAGCCAGUCCGUCGCGAGACGGAGUUUCCGUCAUCGAAGCAGCGUCAAGAGCCGAACCUUUAAUGGAAACUGUGGAACAGAAGUCUCAGAAAGAACCUCCAAAUGCUGAUGUAAAAUCUUUCCUCAUUGAAUCGAACGACAAGUACCAGCAAAUCAUGAAGUUCAAGGAGGAACAGAUCAGGAGGGCGGCAUCUCGAUACAUUGGCUAUCCGGAACCUGCCUUAACAGCCUCCACCAAGGCGAAACAGGGAGUGGUGGCAGAAGGCACCGGGCUGUCUCCCUUGCGUCUGAAGAAAGAGGGUUCGCAGGAGAUCAGCCCAGAUCCGACACCCAGGCAGUUUGACGAUCUCACGGCGAUGGAUGCCGACGUCUCCAAUCCACAAACACCACAAGCAACGAUCUCUAGCUUCUCUAGUUCACAUUUUCCAGGCACACCGUAUACUCCCGCAGGCUCGUUUCGCUCUCCACACGAUGUGGCGCCGGACCCUUUGCCAGUAGAGUCUUGGACGUCAAACAUCCCGAAAACGGCUGGCAAUAUGGAGAGUAACACACCUGGAAGCUUUCGUCUUCCUGCCGACUACACCGACAUCUUGCACAGGGCAAGAUUCCGUCCGAAUGUCCAACGUCUACCAAAUGAUUUGCACGUCUUUACCGACCCUAUUGGGCAGCAAAUCGAUCCUGCAAAGAGUGCGAGCGUGAGCGCAGGCUGGGAAGGGGGCAGGCCGACAAACGAAGGUAUCAGAAAGGUGCAGGAGAUAGCCGAGCUGAAUGACGCCGGUUACGCCAUCUACAAUGAAGAUCCAGCACUAGGGCAAACAGGAAAGGCGCAGUUUGUAAGGGGACAAUCUGCAAAGAUUCGUCCCAGCAGCAGCGACGACCAGAACGACCUUCAGACUCCAACCACCCAGUCGCAGGAUGCCUUGAACGCCAAGAAAGACUGGGAAACAGGACCAAGGGGCGAAACCCUGUUUACCGUGACACAGGCACGUCAAAGGCCAAUCUUUGACAUGUCCAGCUUCACGGAGUCUCCUAGGCUUUCAGACGUUCAUUCGCAGCCCCCCACUUCGAUUCGAGGUUCAAUCGCCGCACAGCGGUCGAAUGACGAAGUCGUUCAAGCUGGUAAUAAUCGUGCUCUCGAACCUACGUCGCCCGAAGCACCUCCUCGGAAGCGUAAACGACCUGACAGACUCGACGAGGCUGAUCAGAACACCUUCAACUUCCCACCGCCUAAGCUCGACCUUGCCUCUCCUAAAUUGAAAGGGUUCAAGCCUGCACUCAGAAUCAAAGAAGCGCCCAACAUCCACUAUGACCCGUCUGUUAAUCCUAACGAUUCGCGCGGCGUCGUGUUCAAUCGUGCAUCGAUGGCGCAACUUUUGCGAAGUCCUUCGCAGCGCGUUCGAGACGUUUAUCGAAGGUUGAUGAAUCUGUCGCCGACUUCCUCACGAGGGAAAAUAAUCAAGACUUUCAAAGAGAUGCGGAAACAUCCUCCAAGGCGGCAAGACGAUGCUGGGGAAUUGAAAGAUGCAACGUAG